UGGUUGAUGUUGGGACGUGCUGACUGUUCUGAGUGAAUGUGGGUUCAUUUCCUCCGUGUGUUUUAGGGAAUGGCUUCACACGGACGAGGCCGCUCCGCUGGUGGUUCCGCCCCGCACGGAGAGGAGCGUCGAGGGACGACGUCGUCGUCGGCAAGGGGAACGAGUCGGGGAGUUGGAGGUGGGGAGGAAGAACGACGUGCUCAAAACUUUUGGUGCGACUACAGCAAACGUGUCUGGUAUUUGGACUGGGCGAGCCAGGACGGCUCUAACCCGUUGCAACCACCGUGCGGGCCGCUCUUGUUCGUCGGCGUUCGCGCCGACAGAACGCGUCUCGCAGGGUCCAUCGUCCAGUGGGUCGACGAUGGCGAAUACAAUUUCAAGUUUACGUUGAAGAAGCAUUACAAAAGUGAUGGUUCUGUCGACGACAUCGCAAAGGGAUGCAAGGUUGUCGGGAGGAUGUUCGGCGGUGGUCCUGUUCGGUUCGCAGGAGGAGAGUGCUCUGAAAGGGAGAUGGGAGGUCAGGGUGGCCUGCUAGCUACGCCUCCUGAUCAAGAGGUCGGCAUGUCAGACGACUCGGAGGACGACCAUCCGCGUGCUCCUUUGAAACCGGGCUUGCAUGUAUCUCGCCGCCACGGUUUGCUUGGGGAGUCGACGCCACAUGGAGGUGGCGAUGGCGAACGGUUGCGACAGGGCUCAGAAUCGACGACUCCUCGUUGUCUGGUCGAAAGGAUCGAUUCGUUCGUUCGUGGCAUGCAGGUGGCCGAGGUUUCGCCUGGAGAUCGAGUGGGUGGUGCGCAGGCUCGAGAGGUGCGUUGGUCAGAUGGGACGACUCGCCGGGUCCGACCAGCGCCGGGGGAACUGCAGACGGAGUUGAGCCAGGAACGAGAAGCAAGUGAGAACGUCGCCGGUGAGGAGGAGGUGUCCAAGCAGGGGCUGUUCCGUGAGAGAUCGGCUGAAAAUACUCAGUCGGGAGGCAAGCACAACUUGUCGGAUGAGGAAGAGCGAGAGGGACUAGGUGCUCUGAAAAGGCAGAGAAAGGUAGGAGGGAGUGCUCGGACGCCAACAACACGAGAGGGCGGUUCCGUUGACAAGAGGAAAAGGGUUGGAGGUGGGGAUGAAACGCCAAAAGACUCGUCGACACAGCGAAGAACCGGUGAGUCUCUUGGGAAAAGGGCGAAAUCAUCGAGGGGGAAGAAAGCAGACGAGGGCGAUAGCGGGGAGGGGGAUGACGACGUGGAGAUUAACCUCAACGCCUUUAACCUCGACAAUGCGUUGUUCCUCGAGAUGCAGACAGGGGUGCAGAAGGACGUCGUGUUGCACAUCCAUCCCGAAAGAAUAUUAGCUAUUCCUGACUGGGAAGACGCGUACAACCACCGAUCCUUGGACGAGUUCCUCGUUGAUACCAUCGCGUCAGCUAUGAUCGACUGCUACGAACGUAAAGACAUGAGAUACACGAAGCCCAUUUUCGUUCUCACUCCGAUCGUCGCGCCUCCAGAGAACGGUGAGCCUGCUGUGCGCGUGCUGCCUGCUGACUUCGACAGCUCACACCCGGAGAGAUACCGGUAUUAUCCUGUGUGUGGACAGCAUAAUGCGAGGGCGGCGAUGAUGGUGAAAGACCAUCCCGUGUUUGAUUACUACAACUUCUGUAAAUGGCCGUUCAGACCGAUCUACUUCCCUGACGACGAGUUCGACGGCUACGCCCAUAUCAGCUGCGAAGACAACAUGAAAGACAAGAAGAAUCCACCGCGCUUGCAGGUGGACGACCCGUCGUUGAAAAAGGGCAGGGGGAAGCCAAAGAAAGGUGCGGAGGAGAAAACUUUCUACGUCCAAGUUCCAGAGCCGGAUGUCCACUCCUGGAAGGAAUUGGUGGACUUGACGGACCGCGAGAAGAAAAGGCUGUUGAACGGCGUCUUGAACCUUAACGUCGUGUGGGUUCAAACGAGUAGCAAAAAGUUGGCCGAGCAGGGGAAGUUCAGUGUCAAGGAGAUGGUCGACAUAAUAAAAAUGGACCGGAUUAUGCUGAGGCUGUGGCACUACGUGGAGUUCGAGUACGAGGAAAUGGAUAAGCGGGAGUGGAAUGCCAACUCCACGUUCUUCAGGUCCAAGAAGCAAYUGUUCGAAGAGUUYAAGGACAGAKGUCUCGACGACAAGCUUUGGAAYGAGAGCAGGAAAUUUUUCACGGACACCACAUACGUCAACAAGUGCCCUCAGUUUCUCGGGUGUCAACACGACAACAACAUCAAGAGAACGGCGGCCCUCGUCAACGACCAGCAUUUCCCGACGGAGUGGAAGCGUGUCGUCCUUUCGGUGAUCACUGGAGAUCGCGCCAAAGGCAAAAAAAGCCCUUGGGGCGUUGAUGAAUGCAUCAACAUUAUGUGGACAAGGACAAGCGCCUUGACGACGCUGGCCCAGUUUAACGUCGACCCGUUGAGUGCCAUAGAUCAUAAGCAGGCACUGGGAAAACUAGGGCAUCAGCUACGCUCCCACACUUGCGUGCUCGACUUGUACGGUGCUGUGGACCGUGCGGAAUGGGACUCUGGGGCAUUCGCAUCUCUGAGCGAGGAUCCUCGGUUACUGACUCACCCGGUGUACGAGGGAGCUGUCGCUGAAGACGACGACGCCGCUCUCCGGAGGAAACAGAAAGUGACACCCACGGAUGUGGAGGAGAAGUCUUUCAAGUCUUUGACUUUCGCGGACAUCGGAAACCUGACCCAGAGGGGGGCUCUGUACAAGGACGGCGAGUGGAAUCCGAAUCAAUUGUGCAAUCAACUUUUUUUCUUUUGUGGUGUGGCGGAUGCCGUGCUGUUCUUGGGCAAGCCGCACGCGCUGGUGGUGUGGAAUCUGCUUCAGCAGGGAAGGCAGGUCUUGGUCGUGGAUGGGGACACAACGCAGCUCGAAUACACCGUGCAGUAUGUCACCCAUGAAGUGUCGUUCAAGGCUUACCCAUGCGAUUUCCACCAUGUCGUGGUCAAGCCCGUUUAUGACCCGAACAAGGACAUGUUCUUCAAGUUGACUCCGAAGAAAAGGCGCCAGGUCUACUCCUUCCUUUACGGCGAACAACCAAGGUUGAGAUUUGACCCGCAGUACGUGGUGCGGAAGGAAGUCGCCAUUGCGGUCCUCUUGGGCUACCACGGAGCGAGUCGGGCCGGCGUUGUGAGCUUCAUUAAGAGGCUGGAAUAUGUCUUUUUUAACGAGGAUGUUGUCGAUCCGGCCGACUUCACUUUGGAUAAGUACAAGCUGGCAUUCGGUGAGGAGGACGACUUCAAUAUCGAGACUGAGCAGAAGGAGAGCGUUGAGGACGACCUCUUCGAUUUGGACGGGCAAUUGGUCAUCUUCAACGCCCAAUCAAAUAAAUGGCUAGAAGUGUCCUCCGCGUUCUACGCCCUUCCGUCAAGCCCGCCAAUUAAGCAAGUGAGUUGGGAGUUGCCUGGGGUCACCCCGCCGGCAGGAGUUGUGAAGCGCAAGUCUCGCGGAAAGGACGGCGACGGGGAUGGUGAAGGCGGCUGGCAACGAGGUACCGAAGGUGGAAGUGAACAGCGAUCGAGGAAACAGCGGUCUCCGGGGCACGCAGGUGGCGGAGAGGGGAGAAAGGGCAGCUGGGAGAAGAAGAAGCCUCGCAGCGGAGAGAAGACAAAGCAUCACAGAGGAGACGGGCAGGGGUCCGAUGUCGACCGUGACGAGGACGGUGGGGUUCUGGCGGUAACAGGCAGCACCUCAAUGGAGACGGGGAACGACUUGAGGCCUGGGUGUAUUACGCGGCCUGGCAAGAAGGACCCUGUGAUUAGCUCCACCAGCGAAACACAGUUUGUCGAUGCGGGUGUCGCAAAGCAUGGAACAUGCUUCGCUCAGCUCCAAAUACGGUUGGCGGACUGUCUCGGAUCAAUUCGAACCUUGGAGACGACCUCGUUGUCCGAAACUCAGUGCCUUCCGGGAAGCAAGACGACAACAUACCACGGGUCCGGCAGCGACAAGCUGGAACCGUGUUUCGUUUCGCCUCAAAAAGAAUUUCGGAUUAAUCCGAACCGCGAAGGCCGUGCCAUCGAGGGAGCACAGCUUUCUACAGAACUCGAACGGGUGGUCCGGGUUUCCGAAAACCCUGGCGACGAAAUUCAGAUUCAUCCGAACCAGGAAGCCGUGUCUGCCAUGACAGAUGAUCGGUGUCAGGAUGCAGUAAUGCUCUGCGUGGAAGCCCACAAGGAGAUGCAGGCGGACUGUUGGACUGAGGGUGAGUUGGCGACCAGUUCCAAUGUCGAGCCCAACACACUCGGAGCCGAGUUAGCAGUCGUAAGCGACUCCCCGGUGAAAGCGGACAUGUCGGCGUCAUUGGAAACUGCGGGGGCUCGGAUGAAUCCGAACCAGAGCCCUGUGAACAUCUCCCUCCCUGAUGCAUCUUUGGAGACGAACGUGAUUCAGAUUCAUCCGAGGCACGACGAAGGACUUCAACUGGCAGGCGUUGAGGGUUGUCGACUACUGACAACUUUGGACAAGGACAAUUCCGCCGACGACCAGAUUGAUCCGACACUCAGCAACGUCGGGAUGGAGCUACCAGUUCAGCCCUUCACAACGAGGCGAUGGGGGAGCACGUUCUGAAGAAGGCCUCUGACGCUGUUGGAGAUAGAUUUCUCUAUUUGAGUGACGACG
Chara braunii is the source of this 4641-nucleotide messenger RNA. The record is from the annotation of a GenBank genome assembly. Lineage: Eukaryota; Viridiplantae; Streptophyta; Charophyceae; Charales; Characeae.